UUACACCAAAUGCUCCAAUCGGCUAUCCAUGGUAACAACCGUAUACUGGAGAGCGCUUAGAUGUUGCAGGGCGAGUUUGAGUCUAUAUAACUUAGGCAUUCACCGGAGGUCCUGGCGUUCAAAUGAGCUAUCGCUGAGAAGGACAAAUCGAUUGGUUGAGUUGAUGCCGCAUAGGAGUGGUCGAGUUUAAAUCGUUUAUAUCUGGCGAUGCCGAUUAUGAAAUAGUGGGAGAAUAUGACAUAAGAAAGUAAAAUGGUGUAGAAAUGGACUGAAGUUGGAAAUGAACGGAAUGGAGCUGGGUAAAGGUGGAAUGUAGAACGACAUUCAUGUCCUUCUCGAUGAACUGGAGGUUCUGAUUAAUAUUUGAAAGCCCGCUAGCAUCAAGAUUUUGCUGGGCCAGAUAGCAUUUGAGAAAACUUUUAGCGAGAGACAUAGCGCGGAAGGAACAUUAGGAUUAAAAUGUAAAGAG
Messenger RNA from Umbelopsis ramanniana AG, 469 nucleotides. RefSeq lists its product as uncharacterized. Bases 29 to 190 code for a protein of 53 amino acids. Lineage: Eukaryota; Fungi; Mucoromycota; Umbelopsidomycetes; Umbelopsidales; Umbelopsidaceae. The transcript has 3 exons. The record is from RefSeq and is a predicted model, not a curated record.